GUCUAGGAAGUGAAGUUUCGGUGAACGAUUUCAAAUGAAAUUUUCGCGAUUUUUACGCCGGAUAUGUUACGCUUAGAAGUGCUUAAUGAUUCACAAAGUUUUGAAUGUUUGACCUCGUCGCCAAUGAAAAAUGUAGAUCAUUCUGACUAAUCGGAAAACAAUCAUAACUAGGCAGUGAAAAUUUGUAGUUUGAAUUUCUCUGGCAGGGUUCUAUUCCUUUUAAUAGCUAACGUCGUCAGCAUUGCAGAAAACCGAACAGUGAAAUAAAAAAUCAUAGCAAGGAAGAGUAAGAACAGGAUGGGAUCAGUUUUGAAUAAUUAAUUUACAAGAAAACGAUCCGUGUUUUACUGAUAUUGCAUCGACAAUCUCACGAAAGAAAAAAGAUGGAUUAUUUUCUUAUACCAAAGCCAACAUAAAAAAUGAUAAAGCUGUAAACAAUAAUAGCUUUGUUUGUUUUACACUGGGCUUUGGCUGACUUGUCUAUUGAAGUGAAAGUAGUUUUUGUUCUGCCCACAUAUUCGUGCCUCGAUGUAGGGUAGUACGCUUAGCAAGAGGUCUGGUGGAAACGUGUUUAGUGAUUAAUUUGGUCAACAUUCAGUGUCUUUGUCAGUAACAGGAAAAGUACCGAGGAGGGCUAUUUCUAUAGGAUAUAAAGGAAACUACGAUUUGGCCACAGGGCGUGCGUGUCUUCAUUCGGUACAGUGGAUUCCAAAAGUAACCUGGGUCUUACCCAGGACUUCGAAAGGAUGGUGGGUUUAUCGGGCGGUGCACACCUGUACGCAGCUGGACUUCCUCCUGCACAGGAAAUCGUUCGAGAUAUAUCCACCAUGCCCAGCGCUGCUCCAACGAGUGCCGACGCCUGUCUCAGCAUUGUCCAUUCGCUGAUGUGUCACCGCCAAGGAGGCGAAAGUGAGGGAUUUGCCAAACGAGCGAUCGAGUCACUCGUGAAGAAAUUAAAGGAAAAACGGGAUGAGUUGGAUUCUCUCAUAACUGCGAUCACGACGAACGGAGCUCAUCCGAGUAAAUGUGUAACAAUUCAAAGAACGCUUGAUGGUCGUUUGCAGGUUGCUGGACGCAAAGGAUUUCCACAUGUUAUCUAUGCGCGUAUAUGGCGAUGGCCGGAUUUACAUAAGAACGAAUUAAAACACGUUAAGUACUGCCAGUUUGCCUUCGAUCUCAAAUGCGACUCUGUUUGUGUUAAUCCGUACCAUUAUGAACGGGUGGUAUCACCUGGAAUAGACCUUUCAGGCCUGACACUUCAAGCUGGGCCGAAUCGUUUGAUCAAAGACGAGUACACUCCUGGAUCCGUCGUCUCCGGAUCGAUGGAUAUCGAUGGGAAUGAAAUAGGAACAAUUCAGCAUCAUCCGUCAAUGGUUCCCGGCUCUGGUUAUAGUAGCAUGGGACUUCAUCAACCAGUACCCGACCCAUCGCAGAUGGGGGGUAUGUUUCCGCCGCCAUCUGGGAGCGGCCCACGUCCGAUUCCAAAGUUGGAACCACCCGAGCAAUCUCGAAAUAGCAACGGUAGUUGGAUAAACAAUCCAAGUUCUUCAACUUCGACAGCCACUAGCUCCACUCCACAUAAUCGUCUUUCAUCAUCACUGCCGCAUUGUAACCCUGUUGGUUUGGCCACAAGUGGAGGGCUGCGUCCACCACAACCUGCUCAGACACAAGGACCUCAAGGUCCAGUGCAAUCAAGUUCCCAAAUGACAAACGGCGGCAAUGGUCUGAUUGGCAGUUCAUCCCAGCCUAAUUUAUUGAACGCAGAUGGUCAAGGACAGUACUAUACAAAUAGUACAGUCGACCCCACAGUGCUCUCCGGUGAUCCUCAACUGACACAGAAUCUUGGAGUUCAAGGUUCAAUUUCUGCCACAUCCCCAGUGUCACCUCACUUACAGCAAAAUGGGUAUGUUCAAAAUGCCAGCAAUCAACAACAACAACAACAGCAAUCCCAGCAGCAACAUUCAUCGUCCGGUCAAGGACAGUACGGUCAGCAUCAAGCUGGAGCUGCGACGUGGUCGGGUUCAAAUACUUUGACUUACACACAAUCUAUUCAACCACCCGCUCCAGAUCCACGGUCUCAUGGUAGUCACCAACAAUACUGGCAGCAUGGUGGGGGUUCAGGUAGUAGUAACACAAACUCCGGACAGCUGCAAGAAAUUCCUGGUCAACCCCGGCUUCUCUCUCGACAACCCGCCCCGGAAUACUGGUGUUCGGUUGCAUACUUUGAACUCGAUACUCAAGUAGGUGAAAUGUUCAAAGUUCCAUCAAAUCGCCCUAACGUUACCGUCGAUGGAUACGUCGAUCCUUCGGGUGGUAACCGAUUCUGUUUGGGAGCUCUAAGCAAUGUGCAUCGAACAGAACAAAGUGAGAAAGCGAGAUUACACAUUGGCAAAGGUGUUCAACUUGAUCUGAGAGGUGAAGGAGACGUAUGGCUACGGUGUCUUAGUGAUCACUCAGUGUUUGUGCAGAGCUAUUAUCUGGAUCGGGAGGCCGGUCGCACACCUGGCGAUGCAGUGCAUAAAAUUUACCCAGCUGCUUGCAUAAAGGUUUUCGACCUGCGCCAGUGUCAUUUACAAAUGCAGUCGUUAGCAACAAGCGCCCAAAAAGCGGCCCAAAUGCAGGCCGCCGCUGUAGCAGGUGUUUCAGGGCUAGCAGUUGGUGCGCCCAGAAAUCUGUCUGCUGCCGCUGGAAUCGGUGUGGAUGAUUUGCGACGUCUCUGCAUUCUUCGACUAUCGUUCGUGAAGGGCUGGGGUCCAGAUUAUCCCCGACAGUCUAUCAAAGAAACUCCAUGCUGGGUGGAAGUGCACCUACAUCGUGCACUGCAGCUCCUUGACGAAGUGUUGCAUCAGAUGCCGAUUGAUGGUCCACGCGCCGUGGAGUAACUUCUUCACUAUAAAAAUUCUGAGCAGUAGAGAACGUUUCUCAUAGAAUUUCGUAAAAAAACGCACCCGGAUGCAUAUUGUAAUAAGUUUUUUCUUGAUGAAUAUGCGUGAAAUACUGCGAAUGCGCGUUGUAGCGAAAAAAAAAUCUAUCCGUAAAAGCGAAUGUAGCUUAUUAACUCAGUUUGUAUUGAAUUUUCCAUAGACAGAAAAUCAACCAAAACAUUGCAAUAAUUUUUUAUUACAUUACUAAGCAUACAAAGCUAAACUUGCAAUGGCUGUUUAGUGUUACAACUGCUUUUCAUCUGCUUCGGAUUGAGAACAUGAGAAACGUGUGAUUUGUUAGUGAAUAGUAUAAGAGCAAACAUGUAUACUUGGUCGAUACCUAAAAUAUAACUAAAAAUAUUUAUACACAUUCUACAAAUUCGCACUAAUCUUUAGGGAAGUAUGCUAAGCAUGAGAGUGAUUCAAUCGUGGAUAUCAUACAUCCUUUCAAAACUGUCUUUGAACAAUAAAAUAGACAAAACAAAACAAAUGAGAGAAAAAACAACGUUAAUUAAAGAUAAAUGACAACCAACAAAAUGCUCUACCUCUGACGUGAAAAUGAAAUCAACCUAAACACUCACUAAAUAUACAAAAAAACACAGUUGUAACAAAGACCUUUAAUAAUUAAUCUUAUUGCGUAAUAAGCAAAACAUGCAUGUAGCUACUCGUUUAGAAAAUAUUUCAAGGGAGCCAGAUUAAAAAAGUACGCAAAGUUAAAAUGUUCAAUAUUUCAGAAAUAAAAAGUGAUUGUUAGAAUGAAGUGAUUCUUAAAGUAAGCAAAAUUUUCAAUACUUUGCUUUUCUCUCUGUUAAAAAGUCUUAAUUUGAAUAAUGAGAAUUUUCUAUACUACCUAUCCAAUACGGACGGAAUGCAUUGUAGACACCAUCCAAGGUGGACCUUACAUACAAGACAAGAUUGCGAGGAUUUGUUUUAUGCAAAGCAGUUGUUUUCUAGCAAGUGCCACAUAUAGUUGUGAAUAAUAUUGAUAUAAUAUAAACUAUUCUCGUUAUAAACAAUAAAAUUUAUUGGUCUUCGGUUCAUGAGUUUUGCAAAAGAACUAUGAAAUAAAACAUACAAAUCACAAGUGCAAUGAAUAUGUGUUACAGAAAAUAAAAUAGAUCGAUAAAGUUGUACCCAUCGGUAACCAACGAUCUAUUGGCAAAGUUCUAAUAAUUGUGUUGUAUGCUCCUCCAGUAAUAGACCCAAAACAUUCAAGGUGCAAUGAUAAUAGCUUUUCUAUAAGUUAAUUUGUCAAAAAAAAUUUUUUCAUUGUUUAUAAACUGUAAAGUUCUACCGAAAUCAUCGUUUGCAGUUCUGUACGUUCCAUUGGAAUGAUUUUACGGAACGAGUCGAGGGCCUUUCAGCGCUGAAGGAUAAUCCAAAAUGGUUGAAAAAACUAAUCGCUAUACUGCAUUGAAGACGCACAGCCUGUCAAUCUGUUUGAGAAUUUUCAAGUCUUGAAUUGAUGUAGCAGAUCGAAUCAAAUCAAACAACAAUCCAUGAUCAGACGACGCACCGUCAGUUUACUAAAAUCUUACAAUAUAUUUGUUUGGCUUACAUCACAGUAGAAGUUGUAAAGUUUUAUACAAAUAAUUUUUAAAACGUAAUAUAAUCACUGAGAACACAAGCAUGAAUUUUUGUUUUCAAAAGUUGUAAAGAAUAAAACUGGAAAUUCGUGAACAUCAAGCUUGUUCAUAAGCUUUUAGGUUGACACUGUUGAUGCAAAUAGUGCACAAUUUUCCAAUGGCAUCCUGUUCGCAGUGCUACGAUCAGACCGACAUUGUGCUCAAUCGGACCGAUGCAGCGCGACAAAAUUCACUUAAAACCUGUUUGUACACACUUGUUAUUCUAAAUUUAAUAUACAAAUUACCUAUGACUUGUUAAAACGACACAGUUCAACAAAAAAAAAAACGAUAUUAAUACGACGUUAAUAAUCGCCCUUAUUCUGAAUAACGUCGUAUCGCUUUUUCCCUCGUAUUUCAUUUGUAUUCCCCAUAACGCUAGCAAAAUCAAAGGUAGCUAUGAUUCGAUCGAAAAAUCAAUACGUCGUUAUUCAGAAUCAGGGCGAAUAAUUAUUUAAAUUAACUUGAAGAUGUUUUUAAUUUUUGUCCGUUAAUUUUCUAAUUUUUGAAAGAGUACAACAUUUUUUCUGUUCGUGGUUUUUCAAAGUGCCUGUUUAAUUUCCUACGGUCUCUUCUUUGUCAUAAUUUUUAUAUAAAUUACUGUUUUCGCCCUUUUUAAAUUCAGUCUUGAGGCGAAUUGGUCUCUCAAUCCGUACAGAGCAUAUGGUUUGUUAAACUGAAAGAGUAUGUGUAGUUUCAUCCAAAUCGAUUUGCCACCUUUCCAUUUGCAAUUUUUUAUAUUUUCUUACUUAUUCUCUUUAGCACAAGUCUAUUAUUCAGCUAUGUUAAGAAAUUUAUGUAAAUUGCUUCGACCAUUCUCAAUGCUUCAAAUAAUAUCAAAAUUUCACAUGCUGCUACCCUGAUAAUAAACAGUAUUUCACCAAAUUUAAAAACUCUCGUGCUCUACUGUGUUUUGGCCUCCCGAAAAACUAUUUAUUGAUGGCGUUUUCGUUUUUAAUUUACACUACACUGGUGCAGUGCUACACCAUGGCAUGAAUAAACGAACAAAAAUGACGAAAACAUGACUAUAAUAAACGAUUCCAUUGCACAGAGCUACACCAAACUUUUGAUAACUGCUACACCAGUGGUAUCGGUGCAGAAAAAGUUAUGCCCUGGUGUAGUGCAAUUAGCAAAACCGAACGGUUUCAGUGCAACCUUACCUUACGGUUUCAGUGCAACCUUACCGGUGUAGUGCAAUUUAAAAACGAAAACGACAUAAGUGUAAUACUCUCUUACUAGUAGUCAUAGCUCAGUAAUCGGUAUUGCGCUAUAAAUCAUGCACCUUGUAUGUUUACAAUUUGCUCGAUAAUUCAUCACAAAUAACGUAUAAUAAUUGAUCUUUUAAAUCGGAUGUAUUUAAAAUAAAUGAAACGUGAUAUUUCAAAAUUUAUUGAAUAAAUUAAAAAUGCUGUUCGACGAACAAUGCUUUAAGAACAGUUUUGUUGCUCCAACGGUUUAUAUUUGUAUAAAACAUCUUUUAUAGAGUGGUCUCCGAGAUAAGAUUGAAUAAAAGGCGAUGUUAGAAAGCUAAUAUAAAACAUUACUUUCUUAAACUAAAUAUAAGAAUAUCUGGUGAAGUCGUGUGCUUAUACUUUACUGUCAGAAGUAAGUGUAUUUCACAUUUAAGCAUCAAAGCAUACAAAUAUUAUUUCUAACGAAAGAUAAGUUGCACAAAAACGUUUGUAUAUGAGUUUCAAAACAAAAUAAAAUGCAUCUAUUUUUAAGAA
Messenger RNA from Malaya genurostris, 6273 nucleotides. RefSeq names its product mothers against decapentaplegic homolog 4 (gene Med). Gene Ontology annotation, biological process: BMP signaling pathway; regulation of transcription by RNA polymerase II; transforming growth factor beta receptor signaling pathway. Gene Ontology annotation, cellular component: heteromeric SMAD protein complex. The record is from RefSeq and is a predicted model, not a curated record. Gene Ontology annotation, molecular function: DNA-binding transcription factor activity, RNA polymerase II-specific; RNA polymerase II cis-regulatory region sequence-specific DNA binding; I-SMAD binding. The coding region runs from base 747 to 2882 and encodes 711 amino acids. The transcript is spliced from 9 exons. Lineage: Eukaryota; Metazoa; Arthropoda; Insecta; Diptera; Culicidae.